This is a messenger RNA of Mycetomoellerius zeteki, 2869 nucleotides long. RefSeq names its product tudor and KH domain containing protein papi (gene papi). The transcript is spliced from 10 exons. Gene Ontology annotation, molecular function: RNA binding. The record is from RefSeq and is a predicted model, not a curated record. NCBI's taxonomy places the organism in Eukaryota, Metazoa, Arthropoda, Insecta, Hymenoptera, Formicidae. Gene Ontology annotation, biological process: spermatogenesis; piRNA processing; P granule organization. Gene Ontology annotation, cellular component: P granule. The coding region runs from base 71 to 1813 and encodes 580 amino acids.
AUUCAAAUUUCUGCGCAGAUGCUCGACGCUUGCAUGUAAUGGCACCUUAAUAUAUUAGGUAAAUGGAAAAAUGAGAUUGUUAUCAUUAUCAACUAUGAACAGGCAAUCGGUGUUACCGAUUUUACUCGGUAUAUCCUUAACAACUUUUGGAUUAUCAAUGGCAGUUUUGCUGUACACUAUGAUUGAAAAAGAUGAUGAUGAUAGAAAGAAAUAUGGUCGGACAACAUCCAAACGCAAAGAAAUUUGCAUGGAAUUUAAAAUUCCUGAGAAGUAUGUAUCUGCUGUUAUUGGUAAAGGUGGUGCUGUAAUAAGAAAUAUAGAAGAGUUAACCAACACGCUCAUUAAGAUGGAAAAAGCAAAUUUAUAUUGUCCAGAUCGUAUCUGUUAUAUUUGGUCCGAUAACACAGAAAACAUUUAUUCAGCACAGAGUAUGAUACAAUCUAUAAUAAACAAUCUACCUGUCAUUGAGACCUUUGAAUUGUUUGUCCCUUUUGAAGUUUCUAGAAGAAUUUUUAGACAAAAUUGGAAUGAUAUUGGAUUUGCGCAAGAAAUUCAGAAAACUCAUGGUACAAAAAUUAUACUUGAGAGUGAUCCUCAUAAAACUGAAACUGGACUCAAAAGAAGGAUAAUACUAAAGGGAACUGCUGAUCAAAUAGCGGCAGCCAUUAUUCAAAUAGAAGACAAAGUUCAAGAUAAAAUUGAAGCUGAAGUUCAACUAAGAAUGCAAGUUGCGACUGCAAGAAUAUCUAUAUCUGAACUAUCCCGUGUUAACACUGAUAUUAAAAAUACAACAGAGGAUCAUUCUGAUAUUGAAACUUGUAGAUUAUUAGUGCCACAUGAAGCUUGUGGAAGGAUUAUAGGAAGAAAUGGGUACACAGUGCAAGAAAUGGAAAGAUUGUCUGGUGCAAAAAUCAUGCUUGAAAAUGUUGCUAAUAGAUUUGAAAAUGAUCAAAGAAAUGUAACAAUAAUUGGAACUAGUAAACAAAUAGAACUAGCCACUAAGCAGAUAAAAGAUAAAAUUAAAGAGGCAGUUGAAUCUCGUAAUGAAUGGAAUUAUGAAUCUACAAUGACCAUGAAAAGAAUAUCUGAUUCUCCAUGUAACAAUGAUGGUUUAAUGGAAGUAUAUGUAUCUGCAAUGGAAACGCCAAGUUUGUUUUGGAUUCAAGUAGUUGGUUCUACAAAUAUCCAUUUACAACACUUAGUACAUAAUAUGACGAAGUAUUACAAUAAAAAGGAAAAUUGCCAACUUCAUAUCUUGAAAAAAAUAACAAUAGGCCAAAUGGUAGCAGCAAAAUUUAAAUAUGACAACAAGUGGUAUCGUGCAGAAGUAAUAUCCAUUGUGAACUCUUCUGCAUAUAAAAUCUUCUUUGUGGAUUAUGGAGAUUUGGAAAUCGUCCCUGUAGAUGAUAUAUUAGAACUUCGUACAGAUAUGUUAAGCUUACGCCUGCAGGCUGUGGAGUGUUCAUUGGCAAACGUAAAGCCACGAGAAAGCGAAUGGAGCUCCAAAGCUAAUGACAAGUUCGCCGAACUUACUCAUUUAGCGAAAUGGAAACCGCUCAUUGCUCAAGUUAAAGGCUAUAAAGAACGUCCGAUCGGUUAUGGAGGAUCUCGCCGUGAAAAUUCAUUGAUUCCUUGUAUCAAUCUGUAUGACAAAGAUAACGAUAAGAACAUUAAUAUUGGAGACAGUUUGAUACAAUUAGGAAUGGCUCAAAUCGAGGAAGAUAUCCGUUCGGCAGUAAAUUUGGCGUUGUCUCGUGAUAAAUGCGAUCUUCCAUUUAUACCAUUCUUACCUGAUUCUUUAUAUCUUGAUUGAAUGCAGUUCAAUUGUGAUGAAUCCAAUGUCAGUCUGAAGAAAUAAUUGAAUUAUAACGCCACAUUAAAAGAGGGGACACUUCUUUGAUGACCUUGACAUAUGUUAUAGAAGUGAGGGUACUGAUCAACUUUUUCUUGAAUUAAUUGGCGGUUUCAUUUAGUUUUCGAGAUAUAUAUUUACAGAAAACUCAGGUAAAUCUUUACAUUAGAAGACAUCUCUUCGAUGACCUUAACCUUGAUAUAUAUUGUCAUGACUCUCUAAGAAAUUAAACAUUAAACUUAAAACGUUUUUCACUAGGUCGCACUGACAAGUAAACCUAUGGAAGUGACACUCGCCUUUUAUUUUAAUGAAACUUUGCAUAUUUGUAGAACUAUGAAAAAUAUUUGACACGUAUUUUUUUUUUAUCGGCAAAGGUUCGCUCUGAAUGAAAACUAUCCCUUAAAGGUAAAGGAUAGAUUUAAUACAUUAGGUGAAAUAAGUUAAAAAUUUUAAAAAGUAAAGAGGGUUAGCGGGUUUUUGGGGUCGCUGAAACUAACUCUUAUGUCAAAAGUAUGAAAUUCAAAAUGGCCAACUCAAUAUGGCUUAUUUCACCUAAUAUAUUAAAUCUACCCCUUACCUUUAAGGGAUAGUUUUCACCCUUCAGAGCGAACCUUUGCCGAUAAAAAAAAUAUGUGUCAAAUAUUUUUCAUAAUUCUAUAAAUAUGCAGUUUCAUUAAAAUCGGUGAGUGACAUUUCCGUGGGUUUACCUGUGAGUGCGCAUCAAAAACUCGUUCAGUGGCAGCAGCACUGCACGAGGUUGCCAAAAGUGCGAGUUUCUUGUACUCCCAGCUAAACACAUGUGUCGACCUCAGUGCAGUUUUAUAGUAUACAUUUGCCAUUAUAUUUGAUGACAUAAAAUAUUGUGUAAUUUACAUUUUCAUAAUAUGGAAGGAUUUAUGGAGGAGGAUGCAUACAUGUCUACUAUUUUGUAAGCUGUUAUUCUGGAAACGCGAAAAUGACUUUUGAACUGUAACAAUAACAUAAUUACUUGUAGUACUAAUAUUAUUAUACAAUAUA